Molecule: messenger RNA, 3532 nt
Organism: Chiloscyllium plagiosum (whitespotted bambooshark)
Lineage: Eukaryota; Metazoa; Chordata; Chondrichthyes; Orectolobiformes; Hemiscylliidae
Source: RefSeq, a predicted model, not a curated record
GCAGCUGACCAGAGGGAGUGUGUUGGUGAAGGGGUGAUGGUAUCAGGAGGUGAAACAGAGUGCGAGAGGAGAGAGUGACGAUAUGCUGAGUCUUUUAAGCGAGGAGACAGAGGACUAAGAGCAUGCUGAGUCCUAAGAUAAGGCAGGUUAGAAGAGCCCGGUCGAAAAGCAUGGUGAUGGGAGAGCACAGUCGAGUCUCCAGCAGACCAUCCUCACCCAGUCUACAGGAUAAAGCAUUAAAAUCGGGAUGGUUAAAGAAACAGAGAAGCAUCAUGAAGAACUGGCAGCAGCGAUGGUUCGUUCUCAGGGGAGAACAGCUCUACUAUUACAAAGAUGAGGAAGAGAAUAAACCCCAGGGUUCGAUCCACCUUCAAGGGAGUCAAGUGAACGAGUUCACAGCCAACCCUGAGGAGCCUGGCAAACAUCUGUUUGAAAUAGUUCCAGGGGGUGCUGGGGACCGGGACCGGGACCGGAUGGCUGUCAAUCAUGAAGCAUUUCUUCUUAUGGCCAACUCCCAGAAUGACAUGGAGGAUUGGGUGAAAGCCAUUAGACGAGUGAUAUGGGCUCCAUUUGGUGGAGGUAUAUUUGGACAGCGUUUGGAAGACACAGUCCAGUACGAGCGCAAGUUUGGAAAGCUGCUCGCUCCGUUAUUAGUCGAACAGUGUGUGGAUUUUAUCAGAGAGCAUGGCCUCACUGAAGAGGGCUUAUUCCGCAUGCCUGGGCAAGCCAACCUGGUCAAAGAACUCCAGGAUUCUUUCGAUUGUGGAGAAAAGCCUCUCUUUGACAGAAACACUGAUGUCCACACGGUUGCAUCCUUGCUGAAGCUAUACCUGAGAGAGUUACCUGAGCCAGUGAUCCCAUUUGCUAAGUAUGAAGACUUCCUGUCAUGUGCACAACUGUUGGCUAAGGAUCAAGAAGAGGGUGUCCAGGAACUGAUCAAACAGGUCACUAAUCUGCCUCAGGCCAAUUACAAUCUCCUGAAAUAUAUCUGCAGGUUUCUUGAUGAAGUUCAGUCUUAUUCAAGUGUAAACAAAAUGAGUGUCCAAAACCUCGCAACCGUCUUUGGACCAAAUAUUUUGCGUCCAAAACUGGAAGACCCAGUAACUAUUAUGGAAGGUACCUCUCUGGUGCAGCAUUUAAUGACCGUGUUGAUCAGUGAACAUGACAGACUUUUCCCCAUUAGUCACAGUGAUAUACUGACCCCUCAGCUCGAAGUGACAUCGGUGGGCAAGCGCUGCCUGGUGGAGUGGGUGUCUGAGGAAGAGAGCGGAGAGACAAAAAUGGACAAUAACCAAAUGGGGAGCAUCUGCAACAGCGCAGCCUCGCUGGACGUGAACAUCAGCACUCCUGUGACCGUCUCCAAAAAUGCAACUCAGGAACAAAUUGACAAACAGGUUCCUAUAAGCACCAGCCCAAGCAGAAAACUUCAGACACUCCCUGGAUGGAAAUAUUCAUUCAAACAGACUGGGGGAAGGUCCAGCAAUGCCAGACUCAGUGGUUCGACUUUAGAUAUUCCUCAUUUAACAGCCAGUGGGAAUUGGCUGAUGAACGGAUUAUCGUCCCUCAGAGGACACAGACGGACUUCCUCUGGGGAAAGAGUCAAAGAAACAGGCUCAUCACGCCUGUCGACAUACGACAAUGUCCCAUCGUCAAGCCUUUCCUUGAGCGUUGGGGACAGGCAGAGCAUCGCGAGUACCACCUGGUCAACAUCAUCCUGUGAGAUUUCAGUGGUUGAUUCCGGCAGCUCCGCGGUUUGCCAUGAGAGUGACUCUUCGGUGCUCAACUGCACAAAAACGGAUUGGCCUGUGCAGGUCACCCAGCCGCAGGAGGAAACGGAGAAGCUGGAGACCGACAGUAGGAUCGAGCAGCUUGACGUGUGCAUCAGCAGCAUGAGCUGUAGUGAGAACAGUGACUUGGUCACUGCGUCGAAUGACUCGGUCACCUGUUCGAAAGCACUUCAAAGUCUGGUGACAGAGCUCAAGUCAGAACUGACCAAACAAAGGGCAGAGUACGAAACCAGGAUUAAAAGGCUUGAAGGGUCAAGCACAGAGCUAAGAUUACAAGUGAACAGACUGGAAGAGGAGUUGGACCAAGGGAAGAAGAAAUACACCAUGCUUGAAAUAAAGAUGCGCAAUGCAGAACGGGCACGCGAAGACGCAGAGAAGAGAAACCAGCUUCUGCAGAAGGAGAUGGAGGACUUCUUUGCCACGUUAGGAGACUUGACACUGGAAGCCAAGGAAGCCAAACCCAAAUAGCAAAAUGUUGCUUUCCUGUUCUUAAAACUGCAAUGUGCAAGACCACAAAGACACCGUUUACACUUCAUUGACAUUUUAUAAGGAACGUAUGAAAUUUAUUUUUAAUGUUAUGGAUUAAUGCAUUGAGAGUAUUAAUAGACAAUUCCAUUUUGUACUACCUGUGUUUUUCUUUAUGUUGGAAAGGCUUGUAGCUCCCACAGGUUGUUUACAUAUUCACUUCCUGAAAAGAAUCUUUGGCUAAUUGCUUUGGCUUCUGGUUUAUCUCCAGGCCAGGGAGUGUGCCACCCUCUAUACCAUGCACAUUUGAGAAACAGUGGUGUAAUCUGAUGGGGCGAGACCACUCAUUUGGCCCCAAGGGUCCGGCAGGAGCUGCCUUUGUGUGCUUUCACAUUUUGGGUGGACUCAAAAUAACGUCCAUGAUAUUUGCACAGACUAUCAGACUGGUCAGGGCUGAACACAAUACCAAGUCAGUCAGUCCUUCACUCUUAGAGCCCAAGACAUCAAGUUUGAAUCCAAUUCAGCAACUUAUUUUAAAAGCUACCAGUUUAAGACAGACUGGACCAAUGGUAACAGGAAACCUGAGUUAUAUUGCCUGUCCCAGGUCUCUCACUGUUCCAUAAUGGAAUAAAAUCUUUCUGUAGAUAUGCACAAAUUACAAACUUACCAUCACAGUCACCUCAGUGCCAAGUUGAAUGGGCAGUUUGUUCUCUGUUAGCCAUAAAAGAUUAGAAAUUAAUCUGAAAAGUACUUAAAUUGAGCAAAGUGUACAGGAACUUUAUUAAGUGUAUUCUGCAUUAGUUAUGCUGUGCAAGUCUGCCUCCUGGAGGUGCACAUGUGCACAUCAAUUCAGUAAAUUUGAUUUGAGUGCAGUUUUAUUUGAAUGUUUGUAUCAGUAAGAAGCUGAUGUCAUUUGGCAUUGACAGUAAUGAUGAGAAAUUGAGAUUGAGCCCAAUCUGUAGAGGCAGAGAUUGAGAGGAGAGGAAAGCAAUUAGAAGACCAGCUGACUGGGCUAGGAACUGAAACAAAACACCAUCUCAGUAAGUCAUGAAAAUGCUUCUGUGAAAUGAUGCCUGAAUUCAGCAUCGUAAAAUGGCCCCUCUUUGUGGGGUUCUGGUGGCACAGUGGUAGUGUCCCUACCCCGAGGCAAAAGGCCCGGUUUCAAGUCCAACCUGCUUCUAAGAGAUGUCAUGAAGGUGUCUGAACGGAUUGAUUUAAAAAAAAAUCUAAAUUGCUACUCUUGUUCUCUGCUUUCCUCCCACAGUCCAAAGAUGUGUAGG